This is a messenger RNA of Xiphias gladius (swordfish), 1522 nucleotides long. It is a transcript of the gene fam163ab, whose product is annotated as family with sequence similarity 163 member Ab. The transcript has 7 exons. NCBI's taxonomy places the organism in Eukaryota, Metazoa, Chordata, Actinopteri, Istiophoriformes, Xiphiidae. The record is from RefSeq and is a predicted model, not a curated record. Bases 502 to 993 code for a protein of 163 amino acids.
AAAGUCCUGAGACAUCGUGUGGGUGGGAGGAGAAUGAAGGGAGGAACAUGAACUUACGUUCACUGUCAUGUGACAAUCUCAUGCUGAUGAUCAGAUGUGUGUGGCUGUGAAGGUGAGGCUAGUGGCCAGAGAGCAUGAAGUCCCAGCAACAAGGAAAAGAUGGCUCUGUUUGGUCAGCCAGGCCUUCCCUCUACGUCGAUCCUCGCAUGGACUCGGUUGCAACAUUCCGCCAAGCGCAGCCCCACGCAAAGCGCUUCUCCGCUCUCCCACUGCUGCGAUAAGGAUGCCAGCGGCUUUUCACGGUCAAACUCCACAGGAUAAGCCCGAGUUGGACAAACGGACCAUGUAACCAGAUCAGAGAUGUUCAUACAGUGCGGCUAUCCGAUGGUGUGACCAUUAUCUUUUUCCUGUGAUUUGACUUCUCCACGCCCUUGCAACCUUCGAACACUCUUCUGAUGUGUUAAGCAACUUUGCUGAACAGUUUGAUGGAGAGCUGGUCGGAUGACAGCUGGAACUGUUGUCAUAACCGGAGGAAUACUGGCCACAGUGAUACUUCUGUGUAUCAUAGCUGUGCUCUGUUACUGUAGACUCCAGUACUACUGCUGUAAGAAGAAUGGGUCUGACAGCGGCUCCAUCUCUCAGCAACACUUUGCCUGCAAUGCCUGCAGUGUCACCGGCCUGGACGGGUCAAUUGUCACCCCACUGUCCCUGUCACCACCAGAGCCGCCCGGAUCCUCCAACCCCUCCAAACCCAGAGGGGGGCGACGCAGCUACUGCCCCACCUGCUCACCCUACGACUCGCCCUUCUACAUCCGCACCACUGAUGAGAUGCGCAACGGUGGCGAGCGCAUCACCUACAUGCCCACACACUAUGAGAAUCAGGCACUGGCGAUGCCGCUGCCCGCCGUGCGAGGCUCCCUGCUGAGGGAGACUCAGCGAGGGCGGCCUCCCGAUUUCUACACCAAUACCCGAGCCAUCAGCACUGAGGUGUGACCACCCCGAAGCCCCAUAACACCACCCACCCACACACAGACACUCCUCUCUGCACUUGCACACACACACACACACACACACCAGCACCAACACUAACACGACCACAAAAGUGAUUUUGACACCGACAGGAGCUACCAGUGAGGAUCUGCUGGAUAAAGGCCCACUGUUUGUGCAGGUUACGUCAUCACAUUUAAAUAGGGUUUGGGGUUUGGGGGAAUUUUAGUGAGGAUUGUCUAAGUCUGCUGCUGAACAAUAAAGUGUGUGACAAGCAGUGAUGACUUUCAAAUCUAGUUUCUCACUUUAUACCCUUAAAUUUUAAAUGUUCAUCUUCAUAAAGAAAGUAGUUCUAUAAUUGAUGGUAGAUAAAACUGUAGUUGUAAAAUGUCUUGUAAGAAAUUUCCAUUUAUGCUCCCACAUGAAGGGGAUGGUUGUGCAGUUGACUGUUACUUUGUCUUUACUGACUGAGGGCUAUCUUAGAUAAUUUAUGGUUUUCUCUUGCUGCAUAUCUUCCAAAUGACUGCCAAGAAGA